CGUGUGCUUUUAUGGGUACUUUUGAGUACUUCAGUGGGCAGACAAAACAUAACGUAAAUAUUAAUAAUAAAUUUUCUUUAACCAGUGUAGAACAGUAAAAGGGUAUUACAUGAACACUUGGCCGGCGCCAUUUUUAAUGCUUCAGAGAUCCAAUAAGCGAACUAGAAAUAGGCGUUAAAGUCAGCCAAUCAUAAUUCGUGAUAGGGCUCCUCAGUAACCAAUCAUUGCACAGGAGGCGGGUUUUACGCAGUGGGUUUGUGUGUGUGUGUGUGUGUGUGAGAGAGAUUGGGGUGGUGGUAAAAGCUCAGGUGUCAGUGGGCGGAGUCAGUGACGUGCCUUAACCCCUGGCAUGUCAGUGUUUUUUUUAAGGAGCUGUCGCUCAGCUGAUGGUGACGCAGCGCGGCUGUAGAAGUAGGAGGGGAGGCACGAUCGAGAGACAGAUAUAGAAGCGGGAAUAAUAAGCCGCACGCUGCGUGGAGUUGACACACAAAGAGCUGAGACACAGAGUAAGAAAAUAAAUCUCGUGCGACAACCGAUAGAGUAACAUCCGGUCCUUUCGCGAAGGAUCUGUGGCUUUGGCACGAGCUGUCACCGUCACAGCGCAUAUUCACGCGUCUCCCUAGGCAACAUCAACAACGCUUGUUUAUUCAGACAGCGGAGAGACGCGCCUUGUGGGCACUUCAAAAAAAGUGGGUGCAUUGAGGACAGAAAGACAUGGUGGAUUACUAUGACAUUCUGGGAGUGUCACGCAACGCCUCUCCAGAUGACAUCAAAAAAGCCUACAGAAAGCAGGCCUUGCGAUGGCACCCAGACAAGAAUCCAGACAACAAGGAGGAGGCAGAGAAAAAAUUCAAGGAAAUAGCAGAGGCCUAUGAAGUCCUGUCAGACAGAAGCAAACGAGAAACAUAUGAUACUUAUGGCAAAAGUGGUGCACCAAGCUCAGGCUCUGGUGGCGGCUCUUUUCCGGAUGACUUCCCAGGAUUUACCUUCACAUUCCGCAGCCCAGACGAGGUGUUUCGGGAGUUCUUUGGAGGACAGGAUCCAUUCGCUGACUUCUUUGAUGAUUUCUCAUUUGGAGGAAUGCACAGUGGAAUACACAGCGCGUUUCACCGACAACAUGGCCCUUCCAGAAUUGGGACCAGCCGCUUCUUCUCUUUUCCCUCAGCAAAUGUUGACUUCACCACCUUCUCUUCUUCCUCACUGGGAGGCUUUGGGACUGGAGGGGGUAAUUUUAAGUCUGUGUCCACUUCCACACGACUUGUCAAUGGGAAACGUACCACAACAAAAAAGAUCAAAGAGAAUGGGCAGGAAAGAACAGAGAUUGAGGAAGACGGGGUUCUGAAGACUGUCCUAAUUAAUGGUGUAGAAGAUGAGAUGGCUUUAGCUCUGGAACUCAGCCGCAGAGAGCAGUCCAGCCAGCCUAAGCAGCCAGAACAACAUCAGCUCACUGCCAAUGCUGCCCACUCUAAUCUGGCCAAUCACAAUCCUCGAAACAGCACCCAGCGCUCUUUCAGCUCUACCCCAUUUUUCAAUUAUGCCAGUGACAAUGACGAUGAGGACGAAGAACUCCAGAUGGCACUGGCAUGCAGUUUGUCCGAGAUGGAGGCCCAGCAACGGGCAGCCACCUCCACCCACGACAUGAUCUCAGGUGCCAGGGAAGGGCGGGGCAGGCCACAUAAAGCAAAGGAAGAUAAUCACAAACCCAGAUCAGUGAGGGAUGAGAAGCAUGAAUCAGAACAUGAAUCAGUAGAAAUCACCUGUUCAUCUCCAGGGGAAAGAGGAACAGGGAAGGAAGAAGAAAGACUAGAAAAGAGUGCCAGCCCAGGGGGGGAACUUUUAGAGGAUAGGAACAGAGAAGAACAAGUUGCCAAUGGUACUGCUGUUAUGAAAAGCAAGAGGAAGUGUCAGUGUGUUGUGUGUUAAAUGGACGUUAUAAGUAAUCCUGUUUUCUAGAACAGAGGAAGGACAUAUUCAACAUUGCUGCAUGAUCAUUUAUCAGUAUCCAACCUGUUAUUGCUGCUGUCUUGAUCCUAACCCUAUCUGCAAUUUUUAGUAGUGAGAGAUCAUUUCUUGCUUGCCACAGAGAGUAAGGUACAGAGUUAAGAUGAAUGCUGUUUUCAAUGAAAUAAUCUUAGGGUGAAGAGCAAGACUGGUGACGAUUUACACACAGAAGUAAUAGUUCUGCUAACUCAUGGACUUUAUUUGAAGAUGUGAAUGCUUCACUAAUGCCAAGAUGUACUAAAGCAGUGUAAAAACUAUUUUUUUUACUUCUACCAUCAUAUUUAAAUUAACACAAUGCUGAACAGUGUUAGCUUAAAGUAUUAUUCACUUAUAUUAUUCAUAUAAUGCACUAAAGUGGAGUCUCAUCAGACAUAUUAAUGGCAGUUCUAUUUACAUCUGCUAUAUUAUGUCUAUUAAAACAAGACUUUUCUAUUAUUUUCUUUCUUUUCUUUUCUUUUUUUUUUUUUGCCACACCAUUGUUUUAAGUGAUAGUGUUGAAUGAGAGGACGAUGCAAGUAUGAAUGUUGACUGUGUACUCAACAGAGUGUUAAAACAGAAUUUUGGUUGAUCCCGAAGUGUCUGAAGACGUUUAUGCUGUAAUGGCAUUCUUCAACACUCAGUAUUAUUCAUCAUAAUGAUGCAAUAAAUAACCCCCUCUUGUACUCUAAAUACAAUCAAACUUAUGGAAACUAAAGAGCACUUAAUUCAAGUGCAGUGAAUGUUCAUAAUGAGGAUAGGAAUAAGGAAUUUGAUAAUAAAUAUGUUGUAGAAUGUUGUAGAUAGGUGUAUGUCAGAUUAAAUCAUAUAUUGAUGAUGUCCAGUGCCUUGGGAAUGUUGUAUAUGAUGUGCCAAUUAUCGUCAAUGUUACCAAAGGUGGUUGAUAUACUUAGUUGUAACCUCCUCUUCUAGUUUUCAUUACAUAAAUGGUCAGCAGGUAUAAAGUGUUUGCAGUGCCAGCAUGAUUUUUUUUUUUUUGCACAAUUCAUAUAAUGGGAAAAUCAGGUCUCUUAUACGACAGAGUGAAACAUGCAACAAAUAAAAAUAGAAGCACAAACUGUUUUCAGACAUACAGUAAUAUUGUCAUGUUUAAAGAACCUUUUUCUUAUGAGUGACAAUGUCUGAUUUUUUGAUGAAUAUAAUUUGUAAAUCUUGGAAUGAAAAGAUGUGAAGGUAUUAAUAUUUGCAUUUAAUUUUUAGACUUGUGUUUAAUUCUUCUUGGUUUACUUGGCUCUGUCAGCACUAUGAGAAAGAACAAUAAACCUCAGAGGACAAAAUAAGAA
Messenger RNA from Silurus meridionalis, 3281 nucleotides. RefSeq names its product DnaJ heat shock protein family (Hsp40) member B2 (gene dnajb2). Gene Ontology annotation, molecular function: Hsp70 protein binding. NCBI's taxonomy places the organism in Eukaryota, Metazoa, Chordata, Actinopteri, Siluriformes, Siluridae. The transcript has 9 exons. The record is from RefSeq and is a predicted model, not a curated record. Bases 715 to 1923 code for a protein of 402 amino acids.